Mizuhopecten yessoensis (Yesso scallop) is the source of this 3984-nucleotide messenger RNA. RefSeq names its product bromodomain-containing protein 8-like. The transcript has 20 exons. Gene Ontology annotation, cellular component: NuA4 histone acetyltransferase complex. Gene Ontology annotation, molecular function: protein binding. The coding region runs from base 84 to 2120 and encodes 678 amino acids. The record is from RefSeq and is a predicted model, not a curated record. Lineage: Eukaryota; Metazoa; Mollusca; Bivalvia; Pectinida; Pectinidae.
ACUGUAAUGCUGUCAGCGAGGACGACCCGGACAAAAAAAAUCCGCUUUUAAUUUUAGAAUACUAAUAUCAAGUUCCGGGAAAAAUGGCGACCCCCAAAUUCCGGCACCAAGGACCGCUGGAGGUAUGGUCUUUGAGAGAAAGACUUGCACUGGCAUGUUCCGUAUUGAGAAGUGGGGAUCAGAACUGGGUAUCAGUGAGCAGAGCCAUCAGGCCCUAUGGAGAACCCAAUCACACACCAGAAAGCUUCUCACAGAAGAACUGUGCCCUUCAAUAUGCAGAAUUACUGGAAAAGGCAGAAACACCAAAGCGGAAGCGAGGUGAACGAGGGGAGAUUGAAACACCGGGAGUACAAAUCAUCCGCAAGCUCAGCAUAGAAAGGAUGGAAGAACUGAAGAAGAAAGUCACUGAACAGCAACAAAGAUACAAGAAGCUGAAGAAGGAAAUGGAAAGUAUCCGAUCUGGACAAAUGGAUGAUAAACUGGCUGAUAUAUGGCAACAGAUGCAGAUGGAGAAAAAGGCUGCAGAGGAGGCCAAACAACUAGAGAGGAAGCUAGCAGAGGAGGCUGAAGCCAACAAGCCCCGUAAAGGAACUGUGAGUCGCCUGUUUGCUGAACAGGGAAAUACUUUGAUAGAUGUGGAGAAUAUUAAACAGGAGCCCGGUACGGAGCCAACCCCUCUUCUGGCCACUGAAGGCCCUUCAGGGUCCUCCGUCACUACGGCCUUGACCCUGAAGACUGACCUCACAACACCUGUUGAGGACAAGCCCAAGUCCUCCGCUACAUCUGAACUGCUAUCUUCUUUGUUACAGAGUAAACACUACACUGUCAACCAGUUGGAAGCUGAGUUGAAACAAGAACUACAUGCACAGCAGUUGGCAGCCAAGGCUGCAAGUAAAACUGCUGCCCCACAGGCUCCGCCCAUCAAGGAAGACGAUGACCCCGCCUCCAGUACUGAGGACUCGUCAUCCUCAUAUGUGACCCCCACCAUGACCAAAUUGCUGGAGAAGCCUGGUCAGGGUCAGCUUGAUGAGGACACACCACAGGCAGACUUGACAGGCGGGGCAACAGACUCUGCAUCCAUCACCACUGACGACCACACAUUAGACAUCAUGGUAUCAGAGGAGGUUGUGACAGAGGAGGAGGAAGACGAAAAGAACGAAGUGACAACAGAGGAUGACGAUGACACAAGGGACUCCACAAUAGAUGUUAUGAGCAAAGACGAUGAAAUGUCGAUACACAAAGUGGAUGAUAUUCCAGAGGACAGCACAGAGUCUGCUGAUGUAAACAGUGCCAGCUUCAUCAACGUGGAUGACGAAAUUUCCAUCAAAGAAGAGGAGCCUCUCUCCCCAGCCAGUAGUGUGUCCUCUAAACUCAGCGAGUCUGACAACAUCAGAAAUGUUGUUCGACGUCGAGGAAGGGGAAGGUCCCGCGGAGGCAGACGACCAUCCAGAAGACCAAGGAGGGCAUUACAUGAAGACGAACGAAAGGAUGACUCUUUGUCCCGACCUAGUGAUGGAGAAACUACAGAGGAAGAUGAUGACCUAGCCUCAAGUUCUCUCAACCAGACAGGAACAUCGGGGACUUUCUCAGAGUCCAUCCCGAACAGUCCUCUGUCCCAUUGCAGUGAUACCGAAGAUGAAAAGAACUGGAAAAACUGGAAGAAAUCUAUUAUGCUGGUGUGGAAAUCAGCUGCCAGCCACAAGUAUGCCAAUGUGUUCAUGCAUCCAGUUACCGAGGACAUAGCUCCGGGUUAUUCCAGCAUUGUUUUCAGACCAAUGAAUCUGGGUACUAUCAAGAAGAAUGUAGAAAAUGGAAUCAUUCGAACGACUGCCGAGUUCCAGCGUGAUGUAAUGCUGAUGUUUACCAAUGCCAUCAUGUACAACAGUUCCAACCACAAUGUGUACAAGAUGGCGGUUGAGAUGUACCACGAUGUCAUGCAGCACAUUGAGCAAUAUGUGAGUACACAGUUGAUGGUCCAGUCAACUGACACCAAACAUCUGCGCACGACACGGCGAGUUGACAACACUAGUGAUAAGGAGGAGGAGGCAAAACGUCGUCGACUUUCCACAGACUCACACAUACAUACGGAAGGUGGAAAAGCGAAGAAACGCAAAACUUGAGGCGACGCCUAGAGGGAGAUUCAGCUGAUCGAAGGGAGACCUUCUUGAAACUGAUUUGACGAUUGGCUGACAUCUAGUGUGAAUCUUGAAAUCAUUUUGAUAUUUGAGGCAACAUUCUGUGCUAAUAUGCACACAUUAGUGACAGCAGGUGAAAGGUUUGAAAUAAAUAAGUGGCCACAUCUGUUAGAUGUUCUUGGAGUUUCAAGUGGCAACACAUAAGAAUACCAUGAUUAGCAGUCUUCUUCCCCGGAAAAAGAUUUACAGAGAACCAAAUUUUCAUGUUGAAAUCAAGCGCACAGAAGAUGAGCAUUGUUAACAAAUAGCAUGUUUACAGGAAUGUUCACCUAGUAUGUAAAUAAACAUGUCAAAUGUGGUUCAAAAUAGCUACCAGCACAGUCAUAUGCCAUGAAAUCAACGUUGUAUAGCAACACAUCAGAACUAGUGGACAUAUUGGAAUUCUUCUACAUUUAGCAAGAUUGGUAGAUGCCUCCUUCUAGUUUUGGCAAGGAAGGCUUAGGAAGAUUUCAGAAAGUUUUCCGAAGUAGGUGAUUUUUGAAUAAAUUGGUUUGAAGAAACUCCAACAGUGUCAUGUCUACUUGAAGUCCUUCAAGAAUUAAAUGGCGACACUUCCUUUAAGUUCUGGAAUAACUAAGUGGCACCACCUGCUAGUAACUUUGAUAGAUAGAAUUUAAGUAAGACAUGUGUAAACGUUUUCGAAUGUCAAUUGGUUCCAACUCUCAACUACAACAUAUUAUUUGGAUGAUUAUGUUAAACAGUUUGAAAGUAAGUUUUCAUCUAUGGAUUGUUUUGUGAAAAUGUUCUUAGACUGCCCCUCCCUUUCUCACAAAAAGGAAAAACAACCCUGAAUUGAAUUGUUUCUGCAUAAUUGAUUGAAUGAUGAUUUUCAAAACCUUGUCAGAAGUAAAUUUCUACAGAUGCAUUUUGGAUAAAAUAUAUAUUACAGUAGUUUUUGCAGUUUGACAUUUGAGUAGCUUGAAAGUAGACAGCAAAACUGAAUUCUAGGGGUUGAACUUUGGAUCUUUUCACUUACAAUCCCAAUUUACCAAUUUUGAUAUUUAGCAAAUGUCAAGCUAAGUAUCAAAAGGUGAAUACGUUGCGAAUGGAAGUGAACCUUUAUCUUUGCUUAUCUUCUACAGGGAGAAAACUCCCAAGUAGAAAACAGUUUUGAAUUGGAACUCUCUAUCAUCAUAACAGACGGUAUAGCUCGUGUAGUGGUGCCCUUCACCUUAAUAUAAUGCAUUCAUUUAAGUUCUGAAAUGAGUGACAUUUUAUAUGAGACCAAGUCUAGAAAUAUUCAAUUUAGCCUGGCUCUGCUUAACUAAAACAUGCUUGUGAUGAGGUUCAUUAAUCUAUAUGAAAUGCAAACCAAUUUUCAGAAUCUGUAUUAUCACAUUCACAAAAAUGUAUGUGAAUAUUUGUGAAAAACUUGUGUUCUAUAGCCAUUGUCAAGUCCUCGACGUCAUCAUUUUCAUUUCAUUGGUACUGUUGUCUAGGCCAAAUCACAACACUGCAACAUUAUGUCUAAUGCCUUAAUUCCGAUGUUACAUUGACUGUUAUUACAUGUUAGAGAUUUCACCUCAAACGAUGUUGGUGUAUACUAAAAAUAAUUAUGUUUAUCUCUUUUACUUCAGAAGCCGCACUUCAUGAUGUUCAAAAAGUGCUCAGUCAACAGAAAAGCUCUGCCAAUUUUGUAUCAGUAUCAUUUUUUCUUGACAACAUUUGCCUUAAUCAUGGUUUUGAACAUUUAUAUUAAUCAUGUUGCAGUCUUUCACUUCGCAGUGUGAUUAUAAUGCCAGGCUUAUAAACCUGGUCAAGAUUUAUGAAGCAAAUAAAACAAGAAUAC